This is a messenger RNA of Verticillium nonalfalfae, 1473 nucleotides long. RefSeq lists its product as uncharacterized. The coding region runs from base 1 to 1473 and encodes 490 amino acids. The record is from RefSeq and is a predicted model, not a curated record. The transcript has a single exon. Gene Ontology annotation, molecular function: succinate-semialdehyde dehydrogenase (NAD+) activity. Lineage: Eukaryota; Fungi; Ascomycota; Sordariomycetes; Glomerellales; Plectosphaerellaceae.
AUGUCUGACCCCACCUCCGACUCGUCGGCUGCCCCGCCACCGACUUCUUCGAAGUCUCCCAACACAGUGCCUUUCUUCCUGAAUGGCGCCGAACAACUCACUUCCAAGACAUUUCCCGUCACCUCUGCAGGUACUAACCAAUACCUCUACGAAUCGGCCUCUGCUCAGACCUCCGAUGCCGAGGCCGCCGUUGCUGCUGCAGCCGCAGCCUUGCCCGCUUGGCGCGCACUCAAGCCCGCGAAGCGCGCUGCCAUCCUAGUCAAGACUGCCGAGGUCAUGAAAUCCCGCCACGAUGAGCUCGCCGGCUACUUGACGAGCGAGACUGGUGCCACGCCAGCCUGGGCCGAUUUCAACCUCAAGGUCACAACCGAUAUACUCAUCGCCUCCGCAGCUCGGGUGCACUCGGUAGAGGGCAUCAUCCCAACGCCAGCCGGCGAAGGUAGCUCCGCCCUCAUCGUCAAGGAACCCUUUGGCGUCGUCCUCGCCAUCGCCCCAUGGAACGCACCCUAUAUUCUCGGUAUCCGCGCCAUUGCUGGGCCCCUCGUCACCGGCAACACUGUCGUUCUCAAGGGUCCCGAGGUGAGCCCUCGCGUCACCUGGGCCAUCGCCUCGUGUUUGCAUGAGGCUGGUCUGCCGCACGGCGUUCUCAACACCCUGGCGCACGAUCCCAGUGACGCCCCGGCCGUCACCGCCGCGCUCAUCGCGCACCGCGACGUCAAGAAAAUCAACUUCACCGGCUCCACGGGCGUCGGUCGCAUCAUUGGUCGCCUCGCCGGUGAACACCUCAAGCCCGUGCUCCUCGAACUCGGUGGCAAGGCCCCGGCCAUCGUUUGGGAAGACGCUGACCUCCAGCUCGCCGCGCAGCAGUGCGCCCUCGGCGCCUUCCUCAACGCGGGGCAGAUCUGCAUGAGCACCGAGCGCAUCGUUGUCCACAAGGCCGUGAGCGCCGCCUUUGAGUCCGCCCUUCGCGACGCCGUAGGCAACAUCUUCUCGACCGCCGAUGCGCCCGUGCUCAUCGCCGGCGCUGCCGUCACCAAGAACAAGAAGCUCAUCCGCGAUGCCAUCGCCCAGGGGGCCCGCGUCGUGGUCGGCGACCCGAAUGCCGACGACGCCUCGCCGACGCGCAUGCGGCCCGUCGUGCUCGGUGGCGUCACAGCCGAGAUGGACAUCUACCAGACCGAGUCGUUCGGCCCCACCGUGUCCCUCUACGAGGUCGAGACGGAGGAAGAGGCCCUGCGCAUUGCCAACGACACCGAGUACGGCCUGUCGUCAGCCGUCUUCACCGAGGACCUCCGUAGAGGUCUGCGCUUCGCGAAAAACAUUGAGACGGGCGCUGUGCACAUCAACAGCAUGACUGUGCACGACGAGCCGGCGCUGCCUCAUGGCGGUGCCAAGGCCAGCGGGUACGGCAGGUUCAACGCCGGUGCCUUGGAGGAGUGGGUGAGGACCAAGACCAUCACGUAUCAGGACUGA